AACUGUGAGCACAUCGACAUCGGUGCAUUUAUUUGGCACGAAAUUAUUGGUGUUACUGUUAGUGUACUUUCCUUCUAGCCAAGAAAAUCAUGGCUAAUCGUUCGGGAUUGAAACCAGAACAUGUGAGAAUUCCUGAAUUCUCUAAGCUUCACCCUGUAAUCCCUCGGAGGUAUGUCCCUGAAUGGACGAAUGACAUGAGAAAUAGAGAGCUUAUCAUGAAGAAUUGUGAGGUGAGCGGAAUAAUUCCCAAAGGUCCACAUGACGAGAGCUUGUUCUUGGAUAAGAGAGAGCGGAUGAAUGAGGUUGAGCCUCGCAUACGCUGCGAGUCUAAACGCCCAGUGCUAGACCGUUAUACUGCCCUCCGACCGGAAUUCCAUACAUCACAGUCCAAGUAUCAGAGCAGCUUAAUGUUCAGAAGGGACGACUUCAGCGAGACACAGUAAUCAAGAAUGAUCAACUUUGGUUGAAAGCUGUCUUUAGUGUACAGGAUCUUUUAUUAUGUUUUUCAUACAUACACUGGUAUCUUGAAUUUAGCAGGUUCAUAUUUUUUCACAUGAAAUUGUAAAAAAAACUUAUUUCACAAAUGUCAACAAAAUGAAGCCUAGUUACAAUUUCUUGCAUAGCGCAUGCAUUUGUGUUUUGUUAAUGUACAGGUCAAACUUGAAACUGCAUUUUAUUAAUUUGCAUAAAAAUAGUUUUGGAGAUAUGAACUGGCCCUAUACAUCAACACAGGCAGAGUUCUAAAUUAUUUCUCGGACAAAUGAUACAAGAAGUUGAUCAUGCAUAAUUUCCUGUGCAGAUUUUAUCAGGAGACGUGCAUUUGUUUUGAUGUGAAUUUACAUCGUGGAUGAGACUUUACGUAACCAGGGCCGAUAUUUUCUGCUAAGCAAUUUAUGUGCUGUGGACCAGUCACAUUCAAAACACAUUGCAUGGCAUUUUUGUUGUUGAACAGUAAAUAUUUCUUGUGCCUAGAAAAUUUCUCAUCUCUCCAGGAAAUCGACCCCAGGUUUCUGUUUGGUCAUUUCACUUCAACAAAUGUAUCAAGUAUACAUACACAGCAAAGGUUUUUAUUAUAGCUAUGUGGAAAAAAGGUGAAAUUGUGUGACUGUGCAGCUGUGGACAUUUCUUAUUCCAGUUUUAAGAUGUUUGCACUGAGCACAUAAAACUGUUUUAACUUAAAACUACAAACAUUCCAUUUUUAUGUACUUGAACGUUCUUAGCUAAAUAGUAAACUUAGCAAUAUCUUCCUCCUAUGGUCUUGCUAACAUCAAUUUUAUACCCAGCAUUUUCAAAUCAAACAACUAUGUGUACUAAAUUGUAAUUCUAAAAAAAAUCAAACAUUUAGUAAUAUAAAACGUACUUUAAUUCAUCAAACUAGCACUCAUUGUGAACAAUAUGCAAACCAUGCAGACUGAUUGACUUUUAAACAAAUUACAGUAUUUGAAUUGAAUUGUACAGAAUUGACUAUUAAUUCAGUCUUCAAUUACAAGCUAGCUAACCACACUGCCCCUAGAUUGCUGAAUCAUUGUUUCCCUAACUUUUUAUUUCCCUGUAAACUCCACUCUGUAAUUUAAGCUGAAUUCUUAAUCGAUCGUGAAGUGAACACAUUAAUUGUAUUGUAAAUGAAGAAAAAUAGCAUUGUAAUUCAUUUUUCAAUUGAAACAAGUACUUUUCCUUCGAAACACUGUAUAUAAUGUUGUGCUUAUUUUGAAGUUUCUAAUAAACAGUGACAUGUUUUAUUCAGAA
This is a messenger RNA of Patiria miniata (bat star), 1746 nucleotides long. RefSeq lists its product as uncharacterized. The transcript has 3 exons. The record is from RefSeq and is a predicted model, not a curated record. Lineage: Eukaryota; Metazoa; Echinodermata; Asteroidea; Valvatida; Asterinidae. Bases 90 to 443 code for a protein of 117 amino acids.